This is a messenger RNA of Aplysia californica (California sea hare), 5999 nucleotides long. RefSeq names its product coiled-coil domain-containing protein 89. NCBI's taxonomy places the organism in Eukaryota, Metazoa, Mollusca, Gastropoda, Aplysiida, Aplysiidae. The record is from RefSeq and is a predicted model, not a curated record. Bases 312 to 1379 code for a protein of 355 amino acids. The transcript has 8 exons.
CCGGUGAAAGAUUGUUUUCAUUCGAUACCGAGCAUGAGCUAUGUGCGACGUUCUCUUUCGUUGGUGUAUCUGAGCUGAGGAGCAUCUUUUCGCAUUCCUACAAUACUUGAAUACCGUGCGGAUUAUGGAAAUUAUGGUAACUAAGAGAUAGAAGGAAAUUCAACCACCAUGUCAUAGUUUCUCGUGUUGGAGAACUUUUCGUUUCGCACUGCUCCUCCGCCUCAGCGGCUUUCAGCGUCGACCUCCCUCCCAGCUUGGGCUUGUGAGAAUUGACGAGUGGGCCUGUGAAAAGACCCGAAGAAGCCUGUAUCAUGUCGUCUCAAAGCUCAAGAAGUCCCAAGGAAUUGCGCCAGAUGGUCUACGACAGUUCAAAGGACAUGGAUGAAAUGCAAGAGAAUCUCAGCAAGCUGAGGGCUCUUAGUGAAGAUGAUAAGACUGAGAAUGCUAAAUUACGUUCUCGAAUAGAUGAGCAAUGUCAACUCAUCAUGAUACUGAAAAAGAAAGCUGAUGAGGGUACUAUGAAAAUUCAGACUCUUGAAAGGAUAAACAAAGAGCUAUUGGACUUCAGAGACCAGGCUGAUUCAAUGCUGAAAACAGAAAUUAAAAAGUACAAUAUUCUUGAUGGAAGAUUCAACAAUCUAGCUUCAAACCAUGAGGAAAUGAUACGCAUUAAAGAUGAUUACAAACGUGUGAAUCAGGAUCUCCGAGAAGAAAAUGCUAGACUGAAAGAUGAGAAUGGGAAACUGUUUUCAAAGACAGUAAUAGAGAAGGACCAUCAAAUUCAAGAGUUGGAUAAAAAAUGUGCUGGUCUCCAUGAACAGUGCUCUGCCUUGGAACAAAAACUGAGGCAACAGCAAGUUGAGUGGCGAGGUAAAGAAGAUGCUUUGAGAAAACAGAUCUCAGAGAUGCACAGCUCUAAUACUCAACAAGCAAGAGAUCUACUCAAACGCCUUCAGGAUACUGAAGAAAAAUUGAAAGGAACUGAGCACAAACUACAGGUGCAACUUGAGAGUAAACAAAAAUUGGAAGGCGAGUCCAGCGAAAAGUUUCAGCAGUUGCAGAAGGAAAAGGCAGAAUUAUUGUCACUUGUGAUGCAGAGGGGAAAGCUAGUUCAAAAAGAACAGGAGAACAACAAGGAUCUUCAGAAAAAGAUUGCCGAAAUGGAGAAAGCUGUUCAUAAUAUGGAAAAUAAGUUUGAACGGGAAGCAGAUGCAGUGAAUUCAAACUUACGAGUCAGAAAAUUAACUGAUGCGUUGGAGGAUUCUGAUUCCAAGUAUUCACAGAUGGUUAAGGAAUUUGAGGCUUUCAAGAAGCACUCCAAUGAUUUACUGAAGAAGGAAAAAGACCUAAAUGAGAGACUGAGACACUUGUACAGCUGAGAGAAGAACCAAGCACAUCUAUGAAUGGUUAUUGAGUUAUUGAGGGUGUCUGUUGAGCACAAAUAUGUUAUUGUUAGUAAAAUAAUGAAAAAAAAUCCAACCUCUCAACAGAUCAUAAUAUUUCAUGUGCUGAGAAUUGUGUUUAUUAUUAUUUAUUGAUAGUGGGAGGUGAUUGGGGACUUGUUUGUAUUGUUUCGUUUAUUAUUGAAUGUGUGUCAUGACGCGGCGGAAUCGGGUGCUCGUCAAUUUUGGGGCAUAUGGAGUUAUUUGCAUCAUCUUAAAGCUUGUUUAUUUGUCUUACUUUUAGUGAAAAAAAUACCUUCCAUCUUGAACAGAAGUCGAGAUAUUUGCUAUCGAAGGAGGUAGAAUUAGCAACAAAAUUUCCACCUAAUUUUGUUGACUUUCAAAGCUUGAGAGUGCUUGGAAACUGCAAAUUUACAUUUUUUGUGCCUCUAAUCAACCUCUAAUCAACGUUCAUUUUCAUAUAUGGACAUAAAAGGUAUUGAGCCCAAAAAUGAAAGUUAGAUAAAAUUGCCAAACUGGUGGAAAAAUUCCAGUUACUUCGAUUUCAUUUUUUGGACGAGCAUUUGAUUUCAUCACGAUACCUCUCAUGUAGAAGGUGAAGUGAAGAUGAAGUUUUUUCGUUUAGAACAUGAUGGAUGAAAAUACGUUAAGACUUCUAUCAAUGAGCUAUGGUGAAAAAAUGUUUUAUCUUGCGUUGAAGAAACCUUAUAUUUCAGACCCCAAAAGCAUCAAAACUAGCUAUUUCCUUUAUCUUAGCCUUCAUAAGAAUGAUAUUUUUGAGUAGGUGUCCUUUAGUCCUCACUGACAGACUUGUGAGGUAUUGCAUGUAUCAAUCAACUUGACUAUAUAUAAGGGAGGCAAGAUGUAUAGGUCUAUCAUGCUAUGGAAGACAAAAAUGAUCAGAUUCAAGCUAUCUUCCAGGGGUUUUAGUUUGAAGGAUCUUGUUGGGACUGUCAAAGAAUUUAAGGCUUUAUGGAUUGACAUUUACAUUUCAGUGGGUACUACAUUGCACUGGUGCAUUGAAUAUAGAGCAUGCUUGUCUUAGGGACAUGAGAAGCUGUUGGUGUAGGGUUGUUUUCAUGAGGAAUUUGAGUUCUGAGAUCCGGAUCCUCGGGUGUCACAUUAGAUUUUGGCAGUGAGAUGCUAAACAGCUGGAUAUUCUAUGUAUCCUACAGUUUCAGUGAAAUGAAAAUGAAAGAGCAGAAAGCAAUGUUUAUCUCUGAAGGAGGUAUUUCUGGCAAAGUACUUUAAAUUUAUACUGUUGAUUUGCUUUACAAGCUUAUUUUAUCUGUCUACAUGGAAACAUACGAUUCUGGUUAUUUUUUGCUAAUUUUUGUUCCAUGAAUACUUUUGAUAUGUAUCUGGACCCAAUGCCAUUAGACAUGUGAACCAGAGCCAAAGUAGUUGCUCUUCACCAGUGAGUUAGUUAUAUGCUAAGCUGUGAUCACUGGGAAGAGGGAUGGUAGGCUGUAAGGCAUACAUGGUUAAAAGCAGAAAUCCUUUCUAUUGAUUCUCAGAAUGACAGAAAUGACAUUCAAUCGGUUAGUACAUUCUCUGAGCAACAUUCUCUUUUUGAAAUAAUUAAGCCUUGAUUACUCAGCAACAUAGUGUUUUAUUUUAUGUCACAAGCAAAACAGUUCAAUCUGAUUCGUAUACUGAGUCUGGCUUAGGUCAUUGGUGAUUGAUAAUUACUGUUUUAUUUGAACAAUGCAAAUCACAUUCAGUAUCAAUAACUUCAACUCUUAAAAUUUGUCAUGGGGUCUGUUGUUGCUUUGGAGUAAACAAUUAGUCUAUAAAUAGUUCUAGAAGCUCUUGCAGCAAUAAUUUCAAAGAGUGUGGGUGUGUGUAUUUUAUGUAUGAUUGUAAAAUGAUUUGUAGUUCUUACGAGCUCUUCAGUACUUUUUUAUUUUCAUGUCAUCAUUGAUUGAGAUAAAUAAUAAUUUGAAUCGUACAUCGUUCUGCCAAAAACAUGUUUUGAAGAUGCAGUUGCUUUAUCUUUUACAGAAGAAUAAGGGAGUUUGCUGAAGUGUUGAUAGUUUUACAAGACUUUUUUUUAACGUUUGCUGUAUGUUCAUGUAUUUAAGCUGUGUUUUAUCUUAAACAGGAGUUGAAGUUUUGAACAAAGUAAUUCAGAGGUUCCGAUGUACUGGAAUGUCAGGCAAUGGUCGAAGAAGGCUCGUGGCAAUGUUUUAAAAUAUGACAUUCCUCUUUACAAAGUUUUUACAGUUAUACAGUAGAACACGGCUGUAGUGGGACAUUUGGUUCCAGAAGAAAAAUCCCGCUGUAGGUGAGUUCCCGCUAUAGGAAUGUAAAGGAGAAAUUACCGACAAAUUUCUUUAAAUCCACUUGAUUAACCCCCUUCCAUAUCGAUGAAAUUUGCGCUUUUGAUUAGUCUUUCUUUUCUUGUUAACUUCGUUGGUUAUCUCGGCCUUUAAUUUGAGUGAGAAGCGUUUCCUUUUCUCUUUGUUGGAAGCCAUCUUUUUCUCAGUCUCGUUGCCUGUGCUGUCUCUCUUACUGGUAGGCCAACUGUAGAGCUGGUGAAGUGGAUGCAUGCGUAUGCCUAUGAGAAUCAAUGAUCGCAAUUCAAUGAAUCAGGAAUCUCACACUACAUGCUCUCCUCUUCUAUUACUUUUUGGCCUAGCCUAGGCCUAGGGCUAUGGCCAAUACACUCUCAUACUGAGCGCCUAAUCUAUGGAACAUCACUUUUAGAGUUGCUCACGUAACUCGUCUCUCCGCACCAUCUUUCUCUGCCACUUGCCCCACCUCACUCAUCACUGGACUGGCCAAUCACAACGCCGUUGACUGCCUGUUCGGAGCCCGCCUACAGCCUUCCCAAUCCCCGUCCCCCCAGCCAGAGCUCGCUCGAUCUCUCCCGCUGUUUCCGAGUUUGGGCCUUUCCUUGCCCCACUAAACCUGAGCACAGGUAAUUGAGUUUACAUACCAAAAAAAAGGGGGGGAUUCCAGUAAGGUCCCAUUGUAGGGUGGGACCAUGUUCUACAGUAUUUGCUGUACUUUUUACCUCAUUUCUUCUUAUACAGGGCCGACUUACAGGCACUUGUCAAUGUAGAAGGAUAAAAUGAUAUGUAGGAAAUUAAUUGUUAGUAAUGUAGCUUUAUAUGUAUCCGUUUAGAUGUAUUAUAUUCAAGUUGUUCAUUACAUUUUUUUGUUCUUAGCUGCAAAGAUAUUUGAUUUUGUUUAAGUUAUGCUGGCAUAGUUGCAUUUGCUGUUUUCUUUGAAAUUCCUUAAAUUAUUGUAAUGUUUUAUGCCAGCUUCAACAUGAUUUAAAGGAUGGAAGUAUUGCUCCUGCCCCACUUUUCAGGGCUGCAUGGAAUCCAUGCAGAAAGGCAGAGACACUGACAAUACUUUUCCUUUAUGGAAAUAGAACUCAUGUCUUUUGUAUACAUGUUGAAUAAGACAAGAUACUGCUGAUUUAGUCCUGUGCAUUGCUUAAAAUUUACUUAAUUUAUUUUGUAUCCUUUUAUGUACUUACCUCAACCAGCAUUUUGUAGCAGGCAUCUGCUGAAUUAGGCACAGAAUAUGCCAUCAUCACAGGGUACAGAAUAUAGAUCAAUGAAGCACAAACACAUGUCUGCAAUGAGCGAGCAGUUCCGACUUUUUGACACAUUUGCCAAACUUAUCAGGUCUUUUGUAUUUCUUAGAAUUAAAGUAAAAAAGUGACAAGAUGAAGAUCUAUUAGGCUGUAACUCAAUUGCCUGUAGUGAUUGAACAGCGCCUACUACUUUUAUGUAAUAACUUGACGCAAUUGCCAAACUUUUAAGGUCCUUUGUAUUUUUUUGGACUUUCCCUGUAAUUGUAUGAAGAAUCAUUUUAUUGUCUUUUUGAUAGCUGAGCAUUUGGGUCCCUAUUGGGGCAUUGGCUGAGAGAACCUGUUUUAGAAAGAUUUUGUCUCAACCUAUGAGAACAAAAUUGUCUUAUAAGUGCUAUUACCAUUAUAUCGAGAAAAUAGUUUGAAAAUUUUGGCUUCCUAAAAUUUAAUUUGUUUGCUCUUUUGAAUUUUUCGACUUGCUUUUUAUGAUAGAUGUAUCAUUGAAGGCAAUUGUAGUCCGGUGUAGUAUGUACUUUAAACAUAAUUGUUUUAAAGUUAUUUCCUAGGUUUUAGUUUUAGCCAUUUUGGCUCUUGAGACAAUUUUGCUUUCUUAGGCAGAUCAAUUGUACGUGGUUUUCUUACGAGUUUCUACAGACCCUUUUAGUGGAUUUGAUUGCUCGGUGUCCUAUUACCAAAAGAAAUGGAAAUUUGUGUGACUGAUGAAAGAUAUGGUGAUAUAGAUAUAUACAUGUACAUGUUUCACUUUAUUCUUGAAGUUUUCCAGUGUCCAACAAUGGGGCAAAGUUGUGAAAAAAAGAUACUUUUAUGUUUACAUCUCUACUGCUGAUUUGCUCAUAUUCUUUAUUUAAGAUUUUCGCAAGAAGUCCCAAAUUACCAAAAUUUUAUCUGCCAUUAUUGCCAAAUAAGAGGUUUUGUUUUAUUUAUAUUCCGACUAUUUAUUUAUUGCAGACAAGAAUAUCCUGUAUGUUUAUAUAAUAGAGAGACAGAAAAAUGUCAUUGCCAAAAUAAAAGUAAUAUAUGCAUAGUGU